This is a messenger RNA of Psammomys obesus (fat sand rat), 3449 nucleotides long. It is a transcript of the gene Pigg, whose product is annotated as phosphatidylinositol glycan anchor biosynthesis class G. Bases 76 to 3264 code for a protein of 1062 amino acids. Gene Ontology annotation, cellular component: endoplasmic reticulum membrane. The transcript is spliced from 13 exons. Gene Ontology annotation, biological process: GPI anchor biosynthetic process. NCBI's taxonomy places the organism in Eukaryota, Metazoa, Chordata, Mammalia, Rodentia, Muridae. The record is from RefSeq and is a predicted model, not a curated record.
GAGGCGAAGGCGCUGAACCCGGAACCCCGAGUGGGCGGGGCAGACGCGAGGACUCGUGCGGGCCCCGGAAGCGGGAUGCUGAGUGGACCCCCCCGGGACUCCGUGGGCCUUUGGGCGCCAGGGUGGGCAGGGGCUCCCCGGAGGACUAACCGGAGGGACCGUCCGCGAGGAAAAUCGUCCGGCAGCGACUGCAGGCGCUCGCCACCCUUACGCAGUUCCGGUGCGCGGGCGCUGGCGAGGCACGCUGGGAGGUUGCUCGCCGGUCAGUGGUACCCAGUUUCAGGCCGUCCGGCCCAGCGGCGGGCCACCAUGCGGCUGGGCUCCGGGGCCUUCGCUGCCUGCUGCGUAGCCAUUGAGGUGAUCGGGGUCGCCAUAUUUAUUCGGGGAUUCUUCCCGGCUCCUGUUCGUUCCUCUGCCAGCUCAGAGCACGGUGCAGAGACCCCAGCGCCCGAACCCGUAGCAGGAGCCAGUUCCAACUGGACCAAACUGCCAUCACCUCUCUUCAGUAAAGUUGUCAUUGUGCUGAUAGAUGCCUUAAGAGACGAUUUUGUGUUUGGGUCGAAAGGUGUAAAGUAUAUGCCCUACACGACUUACCUGGUAGAAAAAGGAGCAUCGCAUAGUUUUGUGGCUGAGGCAAAGCCACCCACAGUUACUAUGCCUCGGAUCAAGGCAUUGAUGACAGGAAGUGUCCCUGGCUUUGUUGACGUCAUCAGGAACCUCAAUUCUCCUGUGCUCCUAGAGGACAAUGUGCUAAGACAGGCAAAAGCUGCUGGGAAAAGAAUAAUCUUUUAUGGAGAUGAAACAUGGGUUAAAUUAUUCCCAAAGCAUUUUGUGGAAUAUGAUGGGACAACGUCAUUCUUUGUGUCAGAUUAUACAGAGGUGGAUAAUAAUGUCACAAGACAUUUGGAUAAAGUGUUAAAAAGAGGAGACUGGGAUGUGUUAAUCCUUCACUAUCUAGGACUGGAUCAUAUUGGCCACAUUUCAGGGCCCAACAGCCCCCUGAUUGGUCAUAAACUCAACGAAAUGGACAGUGUCCUGAUGAAGAUUCACACUUCUCUGUUGUCGAAGGAGAGAGAGAGUCUUUUACCCAGUUUGCUGGUUCUCUGUGGUGACCAUGGAAUGUCUGAGACAGGGAGCCAUGGGGCCUCCUCCACAGAGGAAGUAAGCACACCUCUGAUCUUAAUCAGCUCUGCAUUUGAAAGGAAACCUGGGGAUAUUCGACAUCCAAAGCACGUGCAGCAGACUGACUUGGCUGCGACACUCGCAAUAGGACUUGGUUUGCCGAUUCCUAAAGACAGUGUAGGCAGCCUCUUACUCCCAGUUAUAGAAGGAAAACCGAUGAGAGAACAACUGAGGUUUUUGCAUUUAAACACAUUACAGCUUAGCAAACUAUUGCAAGAGAAUGUACCAGCAUAUGAAAAAGAUCCUGGAUUUGAGCAAUUUAAAAUGGCAGAAAGGUUGCAUGGGAACUGGGUCAAACUGCAUUUGGAAGAGAACCAUUCAGACAUUCUGCUUGGCCUGGGAACCAAAGUGCUCAGGCAGUACCUGGGCGCCCUGAAGACCCUGAGUCUGUCUCUGAGCACACAAGUGGCCCACUACGACAUGUACUCCAUGGUGGUAGGGACUGUCGUGGUUCUGGAGGUUCUCACCCUCUUCCUCCUGAGCACACCACAUGUGCUGUGCAGAAAAGCUGAGCUGGAUGUUCCUCUGUUGUCUCCUGUGUUUUCUCUGCUCUUUUAUUUGAUAUUCUUGGUUCUUUCGGCCAUUCAUGUGCUGGUGUGCACCUCGUCUGAGAGCUCGUGCUACCUCUGCGGCCUCCCCUGGCUGGCAGCAGCGAGCGUGAUGCUCCUCAUUUCUGCGCUGCUCUGUGCAAUUUUGUCUGCUCUUAUCAGGAUGGUCAUUGACAGCACACUGCUGACGAAGAAUGCAGCUCUUCCCAGCUCAGGGUGGUCAGAGGUGAACCUUCUCCUCCUUCUGGGCACAGUGGGCCAUGUUCUGAGCCUGGGAGCCAGCAGCUUUGUGGAGGAAGAGCACCAAACGUGGUAUUUCCUUGUUAAUACUCUGUGCCUGGCUCUGAUCCAGGAAAGCUGUAGGAGUUGCCUUCUGGGAGAUGAAUAUGAACCUCACCGUCACUUCCAGGUGGAACAAGGAUGUGUGGACAUCCUUGCCUGCUCUCUGCAGGACAGCACAAGCUGCAGCACCCCUAACCCUGACAGAGCAGGUAAACGGGUCUCCCUUUCUGAAGCACAAGGAAGCUGCAGAUGGUGGACAGUGCUGGCAAGUCCGUGGCUGGUGCUGAUCUGCUGCCGGCUACUGCGGUCCUUGAACCAGACAGGGGUGCAGGGAGCCCAUCGGCCUGAUAUUAGCCACUGGCUUACCAGCUCUGACCACAAAGUAGAACUCUCAGGCCUGGCUGCCCUCUCCCUGGUUUUAGUCUUCUUGUUGGUGCAAAGGGGGUGCUCCCUUGUAUCCAAGGUGGCUCUAGCACUGGGGCUGCUGGGUGUCUUCUGCUACAGGGCAGCCAUUGGGGUCGUGCUGUUCCCAUGGCAACCGUAUAACAAAGGCAUUUCAAAGGGUAUUAUUGAAGCUCGUUUUGUUUAUGUCUUUGUCCUUGGCAUUCUGUUCACGGGUACCAAAGACUUACUUAAAGCACAAGUCAUUGCAACAGACUUGAAAACCAAGACUGUAGGUUUGUGGGAAAUACAUAGUGGAUUAGUUCUUCUGGCAGCAUUGCUCUUGAGACCACAUAAUCUUCCAGUGUUAGCAUUCAGUCUCUUGAUUCAGACUAUACUGACUAAGUUCAUCUGGAAGCCACUGAGACAUGACGCAGCCGAGAUCACUGUCAUGCAUUAUUGGUUUGGUCAAGCAUUCUUCUUUUUCCAGGGUAACUCCAACAACAUUGCCACCAUCGACGUUUCAGCGGGCUUUGUGGGCUUAGAUACCUACAUGGAAGUUCCAGCCAUGUUCCUCACAGUGUUUGGAACAUAUGUGGGGCCUGUGCUCUGGGCCAGCCACCUUGUUUACUUCCUGAGCUCAGAAGCAAGCAAUGUUUCAGCACUGAGCCGUGCUUGCUUCUGCUACGCACUCAUCUGUUCUGCUCCAGUUGCCACGUACAUUGUUCUGGUGACGGCUCUGCGCUAUCACUUAUUCAUAUGGAGUGUAUUUUCUCCAAAGCUUCUCUAUGAAGGAAUGCAUCUGCUCAUCACGGCUGCCCUGUGUGCCGUAUUCACUGCCACAAACCAGACUCGCCACACAAGGGCUUAGUGGACCCGGACACUUGGGGCCACUGUACUUUUCAGUCACUGUUUGCAUCAUGGAUUUGCGUAUUGGAACUGCCUCCAUGCAAGAUUAUUCUGAGGAAAAAUAAGGGUGUAAAGCCUGUUAAAUUAGUGGAAAACUUAAUUUUACUGGGAUUUAAAUUAAAUAGAUUAAUAAACGACCACUUCAAA